ACAUGUCAUGAACUUCUGAGAUGAUUGUAUUGACAUUUUUGCUGCUAUGAGAAUCUCAAAUAUGAUACAGUACAAAGUACAAAUCAUUUAUCUCCAUAUAAUUGAUUAGGUCCAAUAUAAAGACAGCAUUGGGAUAUUUUUGGCUCUGACAUAUGUUAAGUUAUUCCUAUGAAUUAUGGUUGGACCACAUAAUGGCAGUACGAAAAUUGUCAAGUGGUCACGUUCGUUUCUAAAGUGAUUUUUAUGUCGUAGCGGUGUUCAUGUUUAUUCUUCAGAUAACCUUCCUUCUGCCUUCAGCUCCAAAAUAAUAGCCAUAUGGUUCUUACCGUUUCACUCUCAACUUAUCUCAAGCUGUUUCAGUCAAUCCUAUAUAUGUCAUGGCAUCCCAACACAUAAUAAGUGGCCCAGAAGUAACAACAAUAGACACUUCUCUUGGAAAGAGUCUAUACCAGAGCUUGGUAAACCAUGGAAAUAACAUAGCUAUGGUGGAUGCACUAACAGGAGAAACCAGAACAUUUUCUGAUAUUUUAACAAGAAGUCUCAGUGUAGCAGAGUGUCUUCACAUACGGGGCGUGACAAUUGGGGAUGUAGUGGGUAUCUGCAGUGAGAACAAUCUUGACUUUAUUUUACCAGUCCUGGCUUCCUAUUACAUCGGUGCAACAUGCGCACCACUGAACCCAUACUAUACUACUCGUGAACUUCUUCAUGCUGUCAAUAUAUCUAAACCACGCAUUAUAUUUUGCUCUGAUGGAGCACUGAAGAGUGUGGAUGAAAUUUCACAUCAAGUUGGAUUCCUGAAAGAAAUUGUAACUUUUGGAUUUCCAUUAUCACAUAAACACACUCCAUUUAUUAGUUUUGUGCGAGACAAAUCACGCAGUUUCCAACUACCGGAUGUUAAUGAUUUAAAUAUUACAGCUGCAAUUCAAUGCUCCAGUGGAACAACUGGGUUGCCAAAGGGUGUGAUGCUUACACAGCGGAAUAUACUUAGUAUUCUGCAAACUGCAAACGAUCCCAGGUUCACUAUUACGAAGCCUGGAGAUGUACUUCUGGCAUUACUGCCUAUGUUUCAUUCAUACGCAUUUAUCUGUCAAUUAAUUUCAACUACUCAUGGGUCAAAGGUUGUAGUUAUGAAUAAAUUUGAAGAGGAGCUAUUUCUGAGAAGCAUUCAAAAUCACAAGAUAACGACUCUGAUGUUGGUGCCUUCACUUGUUGUAUUCCUGGCAAAAGCAAAAAUUGUAGAUGAAUAUGACUUAUCAAGUGUGCAGCACGUUUUCAGUGGUGCUGCUCCUUUGAGCAAAGAAUCUGAGACACUUCUGAAAAAGAGACUAAGAGUGCAGUCAAUUAAACAGGCCUACGGCAUGACAGAAACUACACUUGUCGUUACUUUGCCACCACCAAAUGGAAACAAGAGUGGAUCUUCCGGAAUACUGGUAGCAGGAGUAAAAUGCAAGGUUGUGGAUUUGGAAACUGGAAGAAACCUUGGACCCAAUAAAAAGGGAGAAUUAUGUUUCAAAGGCCCUCAGAUCAUGAAAGGGUAUUGUGGUAAUGCUCAAGAGACAUCAGCGAUCUUUGAUGCCGAUGGUUUCCUUCACACUGGAGAUGUGGGUUACUAUGAUGACGAUGGUUUCUUUUAUAUUGUCGACAGGGUGAAAGAACUCAUUAAAUACAAAGGAUACCAGGUUCCGCCAGCUGAACUAGAAGCCGUUUUGAUAAACCAUCCCGCUGUUAAGGACGCUGGAGUCAUCGGUGUUCCUGAUGAAGCUGCUGGUGAAUUACCAUUAGCUUUUGUAGUGAAGCAACCUGGAGCAAGAGUGACUGAAGACGAAAUUAUUAAAUAUAUGGCAGGGCAAGUAUCCCCGCAGAAGAGACUACGUGGUGGAGUUUUGUUCGUCGAUUCUAUUCCAAAGACAAAUAGUGGAAAGAUCUUACGAAAGGAGCUGAGGUCUAUGUUAAAAUCCAAGUUGUGAUUGUUUCGAACAUUGUAAUAUGUGCCAUAUAUCAGCUGUUUCACUACCAUUAAUCAGGUCACAAAUUAUGGGCAGCUAAUUGAGGAAGGUAAAAUGUUCAAGCAAAAGUGUGUCUUGCACUGGUCAUCCAUCAGGAACAAUUGAAGAAGAUAAAGAUUAUAUAAUAUUGGAUCUGUGAAGUGUGGAAUUUGGCUUUCAGAAUUUCUAAAUACCUUUUCAUGUAAUGCUCAACAUAGGUGGCCAUGCAAAAAAUGUUCUUCGGCUUAGAGUUUAACAGAAGUAACCAAAGAAUCAAUGGAGCUUGGCAUGUGAUAUGGAUACAUGCAUACAUACUCGUAUAAUUUUGAUGUAAAGCUUUGAUGUUGUUAUGUUAACUUUGUUAAAAAUUUGAAACAAAUAAAUCUUAUAUUUACUUCUCAGUUU
Messenger RNA from Zootermopsis nevadensis, 2390 nucleotides. RefSeq names its product luciferin 4-monooxygenase. NCBI's taxonomy places the organism in Eukaryota, Metazoa, Arthropoda, Insecta, Blattodea, Termopsidae. Gene Ontology annotation, molecular function: CoA-ligase activity. The record is from RefSeq and is a predicted model, not a curated record.